Pichia kudriavzevii is the source of this 1392-nucleotide messenger RNA. RefSeq lists its product as uncharacterized. The transcript has a single exon. The coding region runs from base 1 to 1392 and encodes 463 amino acids. Gene Ontology annotation, molecular function: protein binding. Gene Ontology annotation, cellular component: nucleolus; small-subunit processome. Gene Ontology annotation, biological process: maturation of SSU-rRNA from tricistronic rRNA transcript (SSU-rRNA, 5.8S rRNA, LSU-rRNA). Lineage: Eukaryota; Fungi; Ascomycota; Pichiomycetes; Pichiales; Pichiaceae. The record is from RefSeq and is a predicted model, not a curated record.
AUGAAGAUCAAAACCAUUUCCAGAUCUGCCGACGCAUAUGUUCCUGUUUCCAACACGAGAGAGUCGGCUCUUCCUAGAAACCUCAAUCCCGAGCUGCAUCCUUUUGAAAGGGCCCGUGAGUAUACCAGGGCUUUAAAUGCAACCAAGCUUGAGAGGGUGUUUGCCCAGCCUUUUAUUGGCACAUUGGGGGAUGGUCACAGAGAUGGAGUGUAUGCGUUAGCGAAAAACUUCUCGUCUGUUAAUAAGGUUGCUACAGCAUCAGGAGACGGAGUGAUUAAAUACUGGGAUGUCACUUCCAGAGAGCAGACGUAUUCUUACAAAGCCCAUUAUGGUAUGUGUUCCGGUCUGGUUGUCACUCCUGAUCAGAAGAGUAUGCUUUCGUGUGGUGUUGAUAAGACCAUCAAGUUGUGGGAAAUUUCAAACGAUUCCGAUUACAAUCAAAACUAUAACUAUGAUGCAUUGACAAAUUCAAAUGCUACAAGUACUACGGGUUUAAAGAAGACAUUUCUGGCGGACUUUUCGCUCAUGGGUUUGGACCAUCAUUUCAGCGACCCCUUGUUUGUCACCGCUGGUGCCAAUGUGAACCUAUGGGACAUGAACAGGAACAAACCGAUUUCAAAUCUUUCAUGGGGGGCUGAUAAUAUUACGGCUGUUAAAUUCAACAAAACAGAAACAUCAAUAUUUGCUAGUACGGGUUCUGAUAAUUCUCUCAUUUUGUAUGAUACUAGAACCAAUUCUCCUACCCAAAAGAUCAAAACAUCAAUGAGGAACAAUGCAAUUGCAUGGAAUCCAAUGGAAGCAUACAUUUUUGCAACUGCUAAUGAAGAUCAAAAUUCCUAUCUCUGGGAUAUGCGGUAUAUGGAAAAAUCGAUCAAUGUCUUUAAAGGUCACGUUAACGCUGUCAUGGAUGUUGAUUUCUCACCAACUGGUAAAGAAAUUGUAACGGGUUCUUACGAUAAAACAUUAAGAAUAUUUGCUACUGAUAAAGGCCACUCAAGGGAUGUCUACCAUACAAAGAGGAUGCAAAGGUUAUUUAUUACAAAGUUUUCCACAGAUUCUAAGUAUAUAUUCUCAGGCUCUGAUGACGGUAAUGUCAGAAUCUGGAGAACAAAGGCAAAUGAAAGAUCUGGUCCAAAGUCUGCCCGUAAACGGUCCAAGGAAGAAUAUGAUGAAAAACUUAAACAGAGAUAUGCAGACAUGCCUGAAAUCAGAAGAAUUGCAAGACACAGACAUCUACCUCAAGGUAUCAAGAAAGAUUCAGAGAUUAAGGCAGAAGAAAUCAAGAGCAUCAAACGCCGUGAAGAAAAUCGUCGUAAUCACAGUCGACCUGGCGCCGUUCCCUACGUCUCUGAACGUGCUAAACCCGUUGUUGGCCGUGUCCACAAACAAUAA